GGAGGCAGUCAGCUCGGGGGGCGCUCCUUUGUAUUAAAAAAAACCACACGCGCCGGCACGUCUUGCGUUUGAUUGAAUUGUAGAAGACCCAGCCAGCCCCCUUGAUCAUCGAGGUGUCGGUUGAUGGCAUCCUCGAGUCGAUAGCUUCGACCCGUUCCAGUUGAAGCACAGUCGUCCAUCCGGCGCGCGGCCACGACUCGACAGACAGACAGACGGACAGACGGACAAGAGUCACGGCCAACCAACAAAGGACCACACACGGCUCAGCUCCCCAUCCAAUCGCCACAAUGAUGCGAGUCUCGGCCCUGGCGCUUCUAACCCUGAGCGUCGCCGGCUCGGCCGUCGCCGCUGCGCCAGAUAUCCGCCAACUGGAAGCCCAACUCUACCAACUUUCUGAGACUCUGCGGUGGAACGGCACUACUCAUGCAACCUACGCCCAUGUCGAGCCGGCCGCUCGCGCAGCGCACUCGACGCUCGCCGCCAUCGCCGGCAGCGACCCCGAGGCCGUCCCCCAGGCCGCGCUCUUUGCCGACGCCCUGGCCCGUCUCGUCGCCGAGAGCCACUACCUGACGGAGCUCUCGCGGGCCCGGGACUACCAGGCCGGGGUGCUGGACUCGGCCAUGUUCCUCAUCGGCAGCGUCAAUGAGUGGCACUACACCGUCAACCUCAUGGGCGACAAGCUGCGGCAGCCGUCCAGCUACCGGGAGCCGCCGCCUGGACGCAGCAAGGCCGGGGACAUAUCCAAGGCGACGAAGCCGGGUACCGAGUUCUGCGACCAUGACGCCGGGCCGACCAUGGUGGUCAUCCCCACGGGCACCUACACGGCCGGCUCGGACCACGAGGAGCAGGAGCACUGGAAGGUGCCCGUGAACCGGCGGCAGUACGAGCUGCCGCAUCGCCAGGUGCACAUCGCCACGCCGCUGGCCUUUAGCCGGACCGAGAUCACCGUCCGGCAGUUCGAGGCCUUCCUCCGUGACACCGACUACGAGCCUCGCGGCGGCGCCCGGUGGUGGGACCCGGCCGACCCGGGGGCCAUGGUGUUCAACCCCUCGCUCGGCUGGAGCGACCCGGGCUUCCCGCAGACGCCCGACUCGCCCGUCGUGGCCGUCACGCGGCAGGACGCCAAGGCCUACGCGCGGUGGCUGUCCGUCAUCACGGGCCAGACGUACCGGCUGCCCAGCGAGGACGAGUGGGAGUGGGCGGCGCGCGGCGGCUCCAACGACUCCUUCUUCUGGGGCCACGACCUGGACCACGUCAACCUGUACGCCAACUCGUACGACCAGACGGCCCGCGCCGCCAACAACUUCACCUGGGUGGCCACCAACGUGACCGACGGCUUCCCCUACACGGCGCCCGUGGCCUCGUUCCGGCCCAACGCCUUCGGGCUCUACGACGUGACGGCCAACGCCCGCGAGUUCAUGGCCGACUCGUGGGUGCCGGACCUGGCGCGCUCCCCCAACAACGGCUCCGUCCACCCGGACCCCGUGGCGCCGUUCCCCGUCGUCCGCGGCGGCGCCUGGAACUACCAGCCGCAGAACCUGCGCCUCAACUACCGGACUGCCUACUUUUCGAGCGAGGUUGCCACCAACAUGUUUGGCAUCCGACUGGUUCGGGAGCUCACUUAGUAACGGGUUGAAGGAGGAGGAGGGGCGGGAUCGGGUGGGAUUGGAUGGGAAAAAGGGGAAAGAACAUAGCCACAAAGGAAGAGGGGGGGGGGGAGCCGCUCCCGCAACUGUUGAUGUGAUGAUGUACCGACGCCUGAUGACCUCGUUGGUCUCUUUGCGUCCACGUCUCUUUGCCUUUUCAUUUCUCCGUAACACACUUUAGCAGCUCUCAUGUAUGUACGUACGACUGGAAUAUUAAAAGUUAAGCGGACAAGGAAGACGGGGCCAAAAAAAAAAAGAAAAACAAACCGCCUCAAUACACGCGCUUCAAGGACCAGCAAACAUCUGGCCUGUCCAAUAGUACCCGAGCCCCCCUUUCUCAUGUUG
Molecule: messenger RNA, 1991 nt
Organism: Purpureocillium takamizusanense
Lineage: Eukaryota; Fungi; Ascomycota; Sordariomycetes; Hypocreales; Ophiocordycipitaceae
Gene: SUMF1
Product: Formylglycine-generating enzyme
Exons: 1
Coding region: 288-1625 (445 amino acids)
Source: RefSeq, a predicted model, not a curated record